GCAUUUCUGCGGGACUGUAAUGCUGAAGGGACGUGUAGUUUUUGUGGACUACAGACGCGAUGGCGGAGGCGCUGAUGCCCGCAGCGGAGCUCUCGAAGCCCGGCGCUGGUUCUGCGGCUGCUGCUGAAGCCAUGGAGAAGUCUGGCUGUGCCGCGGCUCCUGCACUGAAUCUGGGGGAUCUGGACCUCACCACAGACGAGUUCAUCCUGGACGAGGUGGACAUUCACAUUCAAGCGAACCUGGAGGAUGAUCUGGUGAAGGAGGCGCUCAGGACGGGUGUGGAUCUGCGGCAGUACUCUAAACAGGUGGAGACGGAGCUGCAGCGCAUCGAACAAGCAUCAAUCAAGGACUAUAUCAAAGAGAGUCAGAAUAUUGCCUCUCUACACAACCAGAUCACAGCCUGCGACUCCAUACUGGAGCGCAUGGAGGGCAUGCUGAGCAGCUUCCAGAGCGACCUGUCGUCCAUCAGCAGCGAGAUCCAGACGCUGCAGCAGCAGUCGGUCAGCAUGAACCUGAGGCUGAAGAACCGGCAGGCCGUGCGCAGUCAGCUCAGCCAGCUGGUGGACGAGCUGGUCGUCCCCAGCACCAUGAUCUCUGUGAUUCUGGACAGUCCUGUGACGGAGCAGGAGUUUCUGGAGCAGCUUCACGAGCUCAACAGCAAGAUCAACUACGCUAAAGAGCUCAGCUUCAGAGAAACCCUCGCCUGCUCCGACAUACAGGACAUCGUAGAUCGCCUCAAAAUCAAAGCCGUCUCAAAGAUCCGUGAGUUCAUCCUGCAGAAGAUCUACUCCUUCAGAAAGCCCAUGACCAACUACCAGAUCCCUCAGAACACACUACUCAAGUACAGGUUUUUCUAUCAGUUCCUGUUAGCCAAUGAGAGGACAGUCGCUAAGGAGAUCCGGGACGAGUACGUGGACACCAUGAGCAAGAUCUACUUCAGUUACUUCAAGUCCUACAGCAGCAGACUGCUGAAAGUCCAGUAUGAAGAUGUUGCAGACAAGGAUGAUCUGAUGGGGGUGGAGGACACAGCCAAGAAAGGUUUUUUCUCCAAGCCUUCUCUCAAGAGUAGGAACACAAUUUUCACUCUUGGCCAGAGGGGGGCGGUACUGAGUCCUGCGGAGCUGGAGGGGCCCAUACUGAUCCCACACACCGCCCAGAGAGGAGACUCCAGAUACCCGUACGAAACGCUCUUCCGCAGUCAGCACUACGCUCUGCUGGAUAACGGCUGUCGAGAGUUCCUCUUCCUCUCGGACUUCUUCAUGGUGGCUGGAAACUCUGCUCUGGAUUUGUUCAACAGCAUUAUGGGAAAAACACUCAGCAUGUUCCUGAAGAAUCUGUCCACAUACCUGUCAGACUGUUAUGACAGUAUUGCGGUGUUUCUCUGCAUUCACAUCAUUCUGCGCUUCAGAGCCAUCACAGUCAAGAGGAACAUCCCCGCACUCGACAAGCUGGGUGCUGUGCUGGAGCUGCUGUGGCCCAGAUUUGAGCUGAUUUUGGAGAUGAACAUCCAGAGCAUUCGAAACACUGAUCCUCAGAAACUGGGUGUGCUGGACACCAGACCACACUAUAUCACACGCCGCUAUGCUGAAUUCUCCUCUGCUGUCGUCAGUAUAAACCAAACCUUCCCCAAUGAGAGGACCAACGCUCUUCUGGGACAGUUGCAGGUGGAGGUGGAGAACUUCGUGCUGAAGAUGGCGGCUGAGUUUCCCUCUAGACGAGACCAGCUCAUCUUCCUCAUCAACAACUACGACAUGAUGCUCGGUGUGCUCAUGGAGAGAGCAGCGGACGACAGUAAAGAGGUGGAGGGCUUCCAGCAGCUGCUGCUGGCCAGAACACAGGAGUUCAUAGAGGAGAUUCUUUCUCCUCCGUUCGGAGGGAUGAUUGCAUUCGUGAAGGAGAGCGAGGCACUAAUGGAGAAAGGGCAACUUGACAAACUCAGAAACGAUGAAGCUCGUAUCACGCAGCUGGUGCGGGGUUUCUCCAGCUCAUGGAAGCAGUCCGUGGAGGCCUUGAGUCAAGACGUCAUGCGCUCCUUCACCAACUUCAAGAACGGAACCAGCAUCAUUCAGGGAGCGCUGACCCAGCUCAUCCAGUACUAUCAUGGUUUCCACAAGGUCCUCUCCCAGCCGACCUUCCGCAGUCUGGCAGUGCGCUCUGAGCUCAUAAACCUCCAUCAUCUGAUGGUGGAAGUCAAGAAGCACAAGCCAAACUUCUGAAGUCACACUUGAAUCAUCAGCUUUUGUCUUUGGGAGAAGUUGAGAAUCACUGCACACAUUCAGAAAACAACAGACAUUUUCCUGAUUAGCAAAACUAGGCACGAAAUGAAGAAAAUCUGUACUAGGUUGUGAGUAACAUUAGUCUUGUUUUUUUACUUAUGGAUAACAGUGCAAGUGAUCUUACAAUCUUAAACUGUUUUUGCUUAUCAGGUAAAAGUAACUUAAUGUUUUUUUUUUCCUGGAAAACAAGACAUUAAAAGUAUGAUAUUUUGCAGCGAAGGAUGAUUUUCAGUUGACGUAAAGGCGUGUUGAGUAUUUUGAGCACUAAUCUUUUUAUUUGGUCAGUCUUUUGUUUUUGGUUUGCUGAUUAUGGGCUCUUUUUUCAUUAGAUGCAUUUGUAAUUUCAUCUUUAAUAUGGUUUGAUUUCUUUGAAUGUUUCAUCUGUAAAUUCAUUUGCAGCUUCUCUUAAUGUCUUUUGUGUAUAAACUGGCAUCUUUUGGUUUUUCACACACGUCUCUGAAAGUAUGUGUGCACUGUUGCCGUAUUUAAGAUAUAACGAAGAAAAGCAUUCCACGUCUCGAAAUAAAAGAUAUUAGAUGGAAAGUC
Cyprinus carpio (common carp) is the source of this 2822-nucleotide messenger RNA. Its product is annotated as vacuolar protein sorting-associated protein 52 homolog. Gene Ontology annotation, biological process: retrograde transport, endosome to Golgi; endocytic recycling; lysosomal transport. Gene Ontology annotation, molecular function: syntaxin binding. The record is from RefSeq and is a predicted model, not a curated record. NCBI's taxonomy places the organism in Eukaryota, Metazoa, Chordata, Actinopteri, Cypriniformes, Cyprinidae. Gene Ontology annotation, cellular component: GARP complex.